AUGGCGCCCAUCACACCUCUCAAUGCGGCGGAUAUAACUGAAAAAGCACGCCGGGAGCUGCUUCUUCUGCUCGAGGGUAUAAGAGGAAAGAAGAAUCUCGUGCUUGAGAAAGCUCUCGCAGGCCCGCUGAACUUGCUCGUCAAGUUCUCCACGCUACAGGAAUAUGGCGUCGACAAGCCCUUCUUCCUCGAGAACGACAAUGUCGACUCGUCUCAGCGCAACAUCGUCUUUCUCGUUAGAGGCGAGAAAGCGAAGACUGUGAUGGCUGUUGCUGAUCAAAUCAAACGUAUACGGCGAGACAGCCAAAUUGAGCAUGAAUUCUCCAUUUUCUGGGUGCCCCGUCGUACUAUGACCUCGGACCAACUGCUUGAAGAAGCGGGUGUUUUGGGUGAAGCUAGUGUGAGCGAAUGGCCGCUAUUCUUCGUGCCGCUUGCAGAUGAUGUACUGUCGCUUGAACUUGAAGAUGCUAUCUCGGAUCUCUAUCUCAAGAAAGAUCCGACCGCAAUCUACUUGUCGGCGAAAGCACUCAUGCUCCAGCAGCAGAAAUAUGGUCUUUUCCCACGUAUCAUCGGAAAGGGUGACAAUGGCAAGCGUCUUGCUGAUCUUCUCAUCCGCAUGCGUACCGAAGUCAUGGCAGGCGAGACAUCUGCUAGCGGAGGGCCAUCGUUCCUAGGCUUAGCACCUAGUUCGAACAUAGACAGCCUCAUCAUCGUCGAUCGGGAAGUUGACUUUCCCACAGUGCUACUGACUCAGUUGACCUACGAAGGGCUCAUCGAUGAGGUCUUCAACAUUACCGCAAACCAAACAGAAGUCGACUCGUCCAUAGCUGGUGGUGCACAGCCUCAGCAAGGACAGACUGGGUCAGCAUCGACCAGUAUGAAGCGCAAGAUCAUGAUUGAUUCAAAAGACACUCUAUACGCCGAACUGGGUGAUGCGAACUUCGCCAUUGUCGGUAACCUGCUCAACCAAGCAGCCCGUCGCCUCCAAAGCAGCACAGGACGCGAUCAGCUUGCCACAAAGACGACUUCCGAGCUUCGUGACUUUGUCGCCAAGUUACCAGGUUAUCAAGCUGAGCAAGCAAGCUUGAAGCUACACACUAGCUUAGCUGAGGAGAUUAUCAAAUUCACACGCACUGAUAUCUUCACGCGAAGCCUAGAAGUACAACAGAACAUUAUGUCUGGCGCUGACCCAACAACGCAACACGACACCAUAACCGAGCUCAUCAACCGUGAUAUACCGCUCCCCGCCAUCCUCCGCUUGCUUUGCUUAGAAUCCACCACCAACGCAGGUAUCCGUCCAAAAGACCUCGAGGCCUUCAAGCGUGCCAUUAUCCAGGCUUACGGCUCGCAACACAUUCUCACCCUUGCUUCACUCGAGAAAAUGGGGCUACUGGGACCACGGGGUGGCGUAAGUCUCGGUGGAGUAGGCGCUCCCGCUAAACCAGGCAGCGUAACCAACUACACGCCCUUGCGGAAGAGUCUAAAGCUAUGGGACGACGACGUCAACGAAGCAAAUCCAAACGAUAUCAGCUACACCUUCUCCGGCUACGCACCCCUCAGCGUCCGCAUAAUUCAAUCCAUCAUCCAAAAACACACGCUCGCCAACGCCAUCAAACCCCCCACUGACCCCCGAGCAAGUCCUCAAGCCAAUCCCCUCGCCCAAGGCCUUCGCAUCUUCGACGACGCAAGCAAAUACAUCCGCGGCGCUACGUUUGAUGAGACGCAGAAGGGUGAGGAAAAGGCGGUUAAGGCAAGGCAGCUGUUGAACGGAAGUACAGGUGAGAAGAACAAAACCAUUGUUGUCUUCUUCCUAGGAGGCGUCACGAGGGCUGAGAUUGCGGCGUUGAGGUUCGUAGGGGAGAAGUUGAAGGAGAGUGGUGGGGAGGGGAGAGGGAGUCGUAUCGUGGUUUGUGCGACCAAUGUGGUCAAGGGAGAGGGGUUGGUGGGUAGUGCGGUUGAGGGGAAGAAGUUCAAGGCUUGA
Messenger RNA from Alternaria atra, 1980 nucleotides. RefSeq lists its product as uncharacterized. Gene Ontology annotation, biological process: vesicle-mediated transport; intracellular protein transport. The record is from RefSeq and is a predicted model, not a curated record. NCBI's taxonomy places the organism in Eukaryota, Fungi, Ascomycota, Dothideomycetes, Pleosporales, Pleosporaceae. Gene Ontology annotation, cellular component: fungal-type vacuole; CORVET complex. The transcript is spliced from 4 exons. The coding region runs from base 1 to 1980 and encodes 659 amino acids.